Messenger RNA from Asparagus officinalis (garden asparagus), 1669 nucleotides. Its product is annotated as probable polygalacturonase. Gene Ontology annotation, biological process: carbohydrate metabolic process. Gene Ontology annotation, molecular function: polygalacturonase activity. Lineage: Eukaryota; Viridiplantae; Streptophyta; Magnoliopsida; Asparagales; Asparagaceae. The record is from RefSeq and is a predicted model, not a curated record.
UCCUCCUGAAAUCCAAUGGAGUCUUCUCGUUUCACAGUUAAAAUAAAAACCCACAUUGCUUGUCUAUGGGCGCUGGUGACGAUUGCCGUUCUGGUCCCGUCGGAGUGCACGAGAACCAGGGCACGCCACGACCGGCGUUGGGGAGGGGAGCGAGGGCCGGAGCUGGAGCUCGACCUCCCGCGGGAGGCUGGGUGUAGGGCCCACGUGAAGAACCUGACGGAGUUCGGCGGGGUGGGGGAUGGGGCCACCUCCAACACCAAGGCCUUCAACGACGCGCUGAGCAAGUUCUCCGACGACGGCGGGGGCUUGUUAUACGGCGGCCGCGGUAAGUGGGUGACGGGCCCGUUUAACCUGACCAGUCACUUCACGCUCUUUCUGGAUCGCGACGCGGAGAUUCUGGCCACCCAGGACGUGAAUGAUUGGCCUCUAAUCGAUCCCUUGCCUUCGUAUGGGAGAGGAAGAGACUCGGCUGCUGGUGGAAGAUACAGCAACCUCAUUAUGGGAUCCAACCUUACCGACGUCAUCAUCACCGGAAACAAUGGAACAAUCAAUGGUCAGGGCAAGAUCUGGUGGGAUAAAUACAAGCAGAAAAAGCUUGACUACACUCGUGGGUACCUGCUCGAGAUACUUUAUUCAGAUCGUGUCCUCAUAUCAAACCUUACGUUCAAAGACUCUCCUUCAUGGAACAUUCAUCCGGUUUACUGCACCAAUGUUGUAGUUUCAGGUGUGACAAUCCUUGCACCGGUUCAGUCGCCAAAUACUGACGGGAUUGAUCCAGACUCAUGCUCCGGAGUCCGGAUCGAGGACUGCUUCAUAAUCUCCGGCGACGACUGCAUUGCAAUAAAGAGCGGCUGGGAUGAGUACGGCAUCAAGGUCGGCCUCCCGAGCGAGCACAUCAUUAUUCGUCGCCUCACCUGCAUCUCCCCCACCAGCGCUGUCAUCGCCAUUGGCUCCGAGAUGUAUGGUGGCGUCCGCGACGUACGAGCUGAGGACAUCACCGCCAUAACUCGAGUCCGGUGUCCGAUCAAAACCGCUGUUGGCCGUGGCAACUACAUCAAGGACAUCUUCGUCCGUCGCAUGAAUCUCAGCACCAUGAAGUUGUUCUGGAUGACAGGCAACUACGGGCAGCACGCGGACGAUGGCUGGGACCCGAAGGCGAUACCAGUCACCGGGAUCAGUUACAGUGACGUUGUGGCGGCGAACGUGACGAUGGCGGGGAAGUUGGAUGGGAUAGAUGGAGCUCCAUUUAAGGGGAUCUGUAUGUCAAAUGUUACGGCGGAAGUGAUCGAGUCGAAGAAGCCUAUAUGGAACUGUACGGAUGUAGAGGGGGUGUCGAGCAAGGUGAGCCCGGUGCCGUGCUCGGCAUUGCCGGAGAAUGGGCAGGCUUGCCCUUUUCCUAAGGACAGGUUGGAGGUUGAGGAUGUUGAGUUUGGUAAUUGUUCGAAGUAAGGGAGUUUGAGGGCAAAGUAGUAAGUUCGCGUGUGAUGUAGAGAGGAUGAAUGCAUAGUAGGUUUUAUAUGUGUAGACUCUACAAGUUGAUGAGAGAAAAUAAAUUAAUUAGUAUUUUAUGAGAUUUUUGGUUUUUUAUAGCUCGGGUGUUGACUGUUAACUAUCUUUUGUUUUCUUUGAAUAUAUUGAUAUAUUCUAUUCAAGUUGUAAUUCUUGACUA